This is a messenger RNA of Rhizophagus irregularis DAOM 181602=DAOM 197198, 873 nucleotides long. Lineage: Eukaryota; Fungi; Glomeromycota; Glomeromycetes; Glomerales; Glomeraceae. The record is from RefSeq and is a predicted model, not a curated record.
AUGGAUUAUGCAAACAAAGGUAAUUUAAGAGGAAACUUAACAAGAAUAAUUAAAAGUGAUUGGAAUCAAAAAUUAUAUAUGUUAUUUGAAAUUAUUUCUGGACUUGAUGAUAUACAUGAACAAGGGCUUAUUCAUUGUGAUUUUCAUGAUGGAUUAUGUAAACCUGUAAAAUCAUUUUUGAAAAAAUAUGAUAUUUAUGGUGUCAUACCAUUUAUGGCUCCUGAAGUUUUAAGAGGCAAAUCUUAUACUCCAGCUAGUGAUAUAUAUAGUUUUUCUAUGAUUAUGUGGGAAUUUACAUCUGGGAUACCACCAUUUAAUAAUAGAGCACAUAAUAUUCAACUUAGUUUAAGUAUUUGUAAAGGUGAACGCCCUGAAAUUAUUGAAAAUACUCCACAAUGUUAUGUAGAUUUGAUGAAAAAGUGUUGGGAUGAAAACCCAUUAAAAAGGCCAUCUUCUAAAGAAGUGUUAAAUAUUAUUAAAAAUUGGAUUGCCUCUCCAUAUAAUGUAAAAGUUAAAGAUUUUAAUGGAAAAUUAAAAUACUAUAUUAUGGAAUUUAUAAAUGCACCAAUUGGGAAUGACAAUAAUCUUGCUACUGAAUCUCAUUCACAGGCAUAUUAUACAAGUCGCUUACUUGAUUUUACUAGUAAACAAUUGAAUGAAAUUCUUGAAAUGAAUGAAAUUCUUGAAAGUGAAGAUUCACAAGCUAAUGUAAAAGUGAAUAAAAUGCUAGUAUGUAAAGAUUUGGAUGAUUGUUUAAUUUAAUUAGAUAUUAAACCAGAUAAAAAAUAACCAAUUAUUUAUGUUUUUAUAAGAAUUUAUAGUUUUUUUUAAGUAGUAUUUGAUGUCACACAUUAAACAGAAAUUGUUGUUUAG